GGUUCUGUCAUAGUCUUUUUCAUUAAAAUGACCGAGGCCAUGGACUCAAUCAGCUGUCCCAUUUGUAUAGAUCCACUGAAGAACCCAGUGACUAUUCCCUGUGGUCACAGCUACUGUAUGGAAUGUAUUGAGUACUACUGGGAUCAGGAUGAUCGGAAGGGUGUCUGCAGCUGCCCCAUCUGCCAAGAAAGCUUCAUCCCAAGGCCUGUGCUGAAGAAAAACACUGUGCUUGUGGAUUUGGUGAAUAAAAUUGAAAAGAUCGGAUUUGAGUCUGCUUCUACAUCUAACUGUUAUGCUGGAUCUGAAGAUAUGUAUUGUGACGUCUGCACUGAGAGAAAGCAGAAAGCCCUCAAGUCCUGUCUGGUGUGUCUGGCCUCUUACUGUGAGGCUCACCUACAGCCUCACCAUAAGUCGCCUGCCUUGAAGAAUCACAAGCUGGUCAAAGCCUCCUCAAACUUGUGGGAAGAUCUGAAGAAGAUCUGCUCUCGUCACAACAAACUGUUGGAGGUUUUCUGCCGUACUGACCAGAAGUGUAUUUGUUAUCUAUGCUUCGUGGGUCAACAUAAAGACCAUGAGACUGUUUCAGCUGUAAGAGAAAUGAAAGAGAAAUGGAUGGAGCUGGGUUUGAGUCAGCAAAAACUGCAGCAGAAAAUCCAGGAAAGAAAUAAGGAGCAGAAGGAGCUCCAACAGGCUGUGAUGUAUUUUAAUCACUCAGCACAAGAAGCAGAAAAGAACAGUGAGAGAAUCUUUAAUGAGCUGAUCUGCUCCAUUCAGAGAAGACGCUCUGAGGUGAAGGAGCUGAUCAGAGCCCAGCAGAGGGCAGCAGUGAGUCAGGCUGAAGGACUCCUGGAACGCCUGGAGCAUGAGAUAGCUGAGCUGAAGACAAGAGACACUGAAUUAGAGAAGCUGUCACUCACAGAAGAUCACAUACUCUUUCUCCUGAGAUAUCCGUCUCUCUCCAGUCUAUCUUCAGACUUACCCAUCAUCCUAGUCCCUCCUCCACUGUACUUUGGAGAUGUGACUGAGGCUCUGUCUGAGCUGAGAGCGAAAUUAGAGGACCUCCUUAAAGGGGAGUGGCUUAACAUCCCAACCAAAGUGAGUUUGGUUGAUGUUGUACUGCCACUAGAGCCUAAGACAAGAGAUGACUUCUUAAAAUAUUCCUGUUCCCUCACAAUGGACCCAAACACAGCACAGAAACACAUCCGUCUAUCUAAUGGGAACAGAAAGGCAGGAUGUGUGUGGCCGCAGCCUUAUCCUGACCAUUCUGAAAGAUUCUAUAAAUGUUUGCAGGUGCUGUGUAAAGAGGAUGUAUCUGCACGCAGUUACUGGGAGGUAGAGUGGAGUAGUUUAGGGGUUUGUAUAGCACUCUCCUACAAAGAUGUAGGGUGCAAUGCUGACUUUGAAUUUGGAUGCAAUGACAAGUCCUGGAGCUUGCAAUGUUAUAAUGGUGGUUAUAGCUUCAAAUACAAUAAUGUUGCUACUAAAUUGUCAGGCCCCAUGUCCUCCAGGGUAGGAGUGUACCUGGAUCAUAAGGCAGGUACUCUGUCCUUCUACAGUGUCUCUGACACAAUGACCCUCCUGCACCAAGUCCAGACCACAUUCACUCAGGCACUCUAUCCUGGGUUUGGGUUUGGCUUUGUUUCUUUGGUACGUGGGUCCAGUUUUGAACUGUGCUAGAUGGAUUAUAAUUUUGUAAUUCAGAAGAUGAUUUACGAUACAAUAUUUAUUCUACUGUCAAUAUUGUGUAGACAUAGAAACUAGAUUAUCUGUUUUAGGAGCAAAA
Messenger RNA from Osmerus eperlanus (European smelt), 1783 nucleotides. RefSeq names its product tripartite motif-containing protein 16-like. The coding region runs from base 28 to 1677 and encodes 549 amino acids. The transcript is spliced from 6 exons. The record is from RefSeq and is a predicted model, not a curated record. Gene Ontology annotation, molecular function: protein binding; zinc ion binding. Lineage: Eukaryota; Metazoa; Chordata; Actinopteri; Osmeriformes; Osmeridae.